Molecule: messenger RNA, 2319 nt
Organism: Prorocentrum cordatum
Lineage: Eukaryota; Dinophyceae; Prorocentrales; Prorocentraceae
Source: the annotation of a GenBank genome assembly
UGGCUCAGGCUCAGGUCAAGCUUUGGCUCAACUUCAGGCCUCGCAGUAUCGGUUACGAGGCGUGAUGCGGCGGCCGUUGCUCGAAACCGCCGCGUUGCCUCCCCAAAGCCGUUAUGACAUUCCUGGCGUCAAUCUUGUAUGCGGCUUGUUAGCACUUAGGACGAGGACGCACGAUCCUGCAUUUCAGUCUUCACCUUUCAGCCGGCGCGCUUGGCUCUGCAACAUCGUUGCAUGUUUUUAUUUGUGUAUGGUACCAAUUGAUGUGGCAGAUAGCUUGCAGUCUUGCAUGUUAGACUUUGUUUAUUCCAUGAUUUGUAUAGCGACCAAAUUGGUGGUCCCCCCGCAGUCAUGGUGGACGGAUGCCGUGACUGUGGCGGCAGGGUUUGUACUGACUUGUUUUUUUCUCAAGGUUCACGACGCAAAUUGGCAGACUAUGUUUCUAUAUAUCCAGAUCGGUCAGUCGCUCAUCUUGCUUCUGGCUGGCGUUCAUUUGGAGUUUUGUCUUUCAGGUAAUCUCGCUGCAUGUUUGGUCGCCGUCGUGUUCAUCGGGUCGAAUCCCUUCGUGACUGCCUGUUAUUGCAUGAUAUUGUGCAUUGUUUCGAUUGUAUGGUUCGUGAUCAUGUCGUGGGGUGCUCUGUAUGUGUAUUCAUUGCGAGCAGAUCUGGAGCGGCUAAUCGAAAAUUCUUAUGGAACUGCUACAUUGGAGCUCCCACGCGGGAUUAUAAUUUCAGCGUGCCCUCGAUUUCACCAGAUGGUCGCGGUCGAAUGUGUGAUAGGUCAACAAUUUCGGAGUUCUCUAAUUCUUGAUGAUCGCGCAAGGUUUGAUGAUAUGUUGUCAUCUGCAACCGACGGCGUUUUCAAAUCUAUAUUGGCCACCAUUCAACAUCCUAAUGGCCGUUCCUUGGAUGCGGUGCUAGUUCCUUACAGCGGGAUCUCCAACACAGUGAAGGUGUGUGUUCAAUCCCAAGGCGAAGUUCGCCACGCGGACAUCGAGGAAUCGAGAAGCCCGACAGGAAUCCCGCGUGAAACCAUGGAGCCCUCAGUAGGGUCGGCGGAUUUUGCCACAGGGGUGUCAUCCUUGAACUACGAAUGGCAAUGCCAACAGUGCCUCGCGUUCGCUCGUGACUGGGGGAACAUCACAACAUAUUCCUCUGACGGCAUCUCAUUGCAUAGUGUGCCUCCAGCAGCGCCGCGAUCUAACGCAGAUCCUGGGCCAGGCUUGCCGCUGCGCAGGGCGCUGCUGCGUAAUGGUCAGCACGAGUUGUUUCUCGCGGAAAUCCAGAGGUGGCGUCCACUAUUGUACCACGAGGUUACAUCCACGCUGCAGCAGUGGGAUCAUACUGCAACCCAGCUUGCGCCACAAUUACGGCAAUUGGCAGAGCAGAGGCGCCGUGCGGAAUUUGACGAGGCGAGCGCAUUUAUCGUAGAUUUGCAACUUGUGGCUUUGCGUGCGUCGUCACAGUUCGGAACCAGGGGUUUGGGUAUUGCGACGUGUUGGCCAAUUGUGAUAAGUUUUGUCCUUGGUAUUGAUCCUCUUAACCAUAUCGUGACUGUUUGGCCUCUAUUGCGGCUCAUUUCUCCGCCGCUGCCAGAUCUCGAAAGCCACCGCGAGUGGACCGCGCGCGUGUGGACUAUGAUGGCGCGCCGCGUGCCGUGGGUGCCUCCAGACGCCGGGUACUAGCGCAGUCAGAUCCAUCGAGGAGGAGGGGGAGGCGACCCGCGGCAAGUUCUGCCGCCGUGCCAGCUCAACAUAGUCGAGACGAAUCUUUUGCCCCAUACCAUCAUCUGCAGAGCUGGGAUCAGCGCCUGCGAGAAAGGUCUGCGGACGGCAGCAGGCCCAGUCGCUGCUCAGCGGCAUGGUCAAGACGAGGCUGGAGCCUUCUGUCAUUGCGGCCCCAAUGGCCGCGCCCGCAUGUCUUCUCCCGCUUUUCCCGGUGCCUGUCAGCCGCAAGGGGUUACAGCAGCAUCUAAUCAGUCUCGUCUGACCUACGCGCCCCUUGCGGGGGCGGCCCCAGCGGCAGCGCCCGCAUGGCGGCCCCGCACAAUUUCGGCGCUCCCUUCACGCGUUGCGUGGCCCCGUAGGGAGCUCCACCGAAGGCGGUUCUCACGAAGGCGAUACUCACAACCGCAUACGGUGGGGUCUUUUGCCAGGAUGAUUAUUCCUCGUCCAAAAUCCGCCUGUAAGAGGACAUGCCCGACCUAAGUUUCGGCCAGUCCCGCGGAAUAUGCACCUGCUCAGGACGGCUGGCUCGAUCACGAGCGGGACGGGCGCGUGUGUUGUUUCGCCCAGCGAACAACAGCUUACCAUCUGACGGAAGC